AUGGACAGCGCGGCCGGCGCCGCCUUCGCCCUGGACAAGCCUCCGCUGGGCCCGGGGCCGCCGCCGCCACCGGCCGCGCUGGGUCCCGGCGACUGCGCCCAGGCGCGCAAGAACUUCACCGUGAGCCACCUCCUGGACCUGGAGGAGGUGGCGGCCGCGGGGAGACUGGCCGCGCGCCCCGGGGCCCGGGCCGACGUGCGGGAGCGGGAGGGCGCGACGCGGGGACCCUCCGGGGGCAGCAGCGGCAGCGAGGCGGCGCCCCAGGACGGUGAUUGCCCCAGCCCGGGGCGUGGAGGGGCCACCAAGAGGAAGAAGAAGCAGCGGAGGAACCGCACGACGUUCAACAGCAGCCAGCUGCAGGCCCUGGAGCGCGUGUUCGAGCGCACCCACUACCCCGACGCCUUCGUGCGGGAGGAGUUGGCCCGGCGCGUGAACCUCAGUGAGGCACGGGUGCAGGUCUGGUUUCAGAACCGCAGAGCCAAGUUCCGCCGAAACGAACGAGCCAUGUUGGCCAACCGCUCCGCCUCACUGCUCAAGUCCUACAGCCAGGAGGCCGCCAUUGAACAGCCUGUGGCCCCUAGGCCCACUGCCCUGAGCCCAGACUACCUGUCCUGGACCCCUUCGACCCCCUACAGCACGGUGCCCUCGUACAGCCCAGGAGGGGCCGGCCCCACAGCCUCGGGCGUCAACAUGGCCAACAGCAUCGCUAGUCUCCGCCUCAAAGCCAAGGAGUUCAGCCUUCACCACAGCCAGGUGCCCACGGUGAACUGA
Suncus etruscus (white-toothed pygmy shrew) is the source of this 771-nucleotide messenger RNA. RefSeq names its product paired related homeobox 2 (gene PRRX2). The transcript has 4 exons. The coding region runs from base 1 to 771 and encodes 256 amino acids. The record is from RefSeq and is a predicted model, not a curated record. Gene Ontology annotation, biological process: regulation of DNA-templated transcription. Gene Ontology annotation, molecular function: DNA binding; DNA-binding transcription factor activity, RNA polymerase II-specific. NCBI's taxonomy places the organism in Eukaryota, Metazoa, Chordata, Mammalia, Eulipotyphla, Soricidae.